Molecule: messenger RNA, 5310 nt
Organism: Stylonychia lemnae
Lineage: Eukaryota; Ciliophora; Spirotrichea; Sporadotrichida; Oxytrichidae
Source: the annotation of a GenBank genome assembly
AUGCAACAGAGGAGUGCACUUCACAACUUAAAGACUCAAUAGUCGAAUGUAUCUAAAAACUAAGCUAAGCCUACAGUUUCAGCGAUGAAUAAAUAGCCCAAAAUGAUUGGGCCUUAUUAAGUGGGAGAAGUCAUUGGCAGAGGAGCCUGUGGGAAGGUGUUUAAAGGUCUUAAUUUUCAAAAUGGGUAGCUAGUUGCCAUUAAGCAGAUCAAGAUCAAUAAUGUCAAAGUCGAACAUAAGAAGUCUCUUCAAAGUGAAAUAAAUCUUUUGAAAAAGCUCGAACACCCCAAUAUAGUAAAGUAUAUAGAUUCAAUUUACACUGAGCAUUAUUUGAAUAUUAUUCUGGAAUAUGUAGAGAAUGGCUCAUUAGACAGUCUAAUUAAGAAAUUUGGGAAAUUCCCUGAAACCCUUGUUGCAAUUUAUGUCUAGCAAGUCCUCCAAGGAUUAGAUUAUUUACACACUCAAGUAGUGAUUCAUAGAGAUAUAAAGGGCGCCAAUAUUCUCACAACAAAAGAUGGUAUAGUCAAGUUGGCAGACUUUGGAGUGGCCACUAAGCUUAAUGAUACUGAAAAAAGCAAUUCUGCUUUUGGAACACCAUAUUGGAUGGCUCCUGAAGUAAUAGAGAUGAGUGGACAGGUAACAUAAGCUUGUGAUAUUUGGAGUCUUGGGUGCACGGUUAUCGAACUACUGACCGGAAAUCCCCCUUACUCAAAUCUCCAGCCCGUGUCUGCUAUGGUUAAAAUAGUUUAAGAGGGAAUGCCAGCUCUUCCAGAAUCAAUUACAGAUGAGUUGAAGGACUUUUUAAAUAAAUGCUUUGAGAAAGAUCCAUAUAGACGCAUUGAUGCAAAAGGUUUACUAGAACAUGCCUGGAUGAAAAAAUAUGAUAAAAACCUGUUCUAAAAAAUCAUCAAUAAUGGCAAUAAGCUUCCAGAGGUAGUGUCAAAUACUAUCAAAUUGCACAUUAAUUAAGUAGAUAAGCCCUAUAAUUCGAUGUAUUAGAAAGUAAACCAGAGUGAUUAUUAGAUAGUAAGAGCUUAAUAGCAUGUUAAUAAAAAGGCGGAGAUGGUUGAACCGAAGAAAAAAAUCGAGGACAGUAAGUAAGUGGAAUAAUUACAAAUGAAAAAACCUUUAAAAAAAGAAGAUGAGGAUGAAGAUGGCGAGAUAGGGGAUUUCGGGGAAGAGAUAAAUGAUAUGAAUGAUGUUCCAAUUGAGAGACCUAAAUGCCUCUCUAACAUAAACUUUAACAGUAAUUCUUCAGAUGUAGGAGAUAAUACACAAAGUAAUUAGCCACCAGUAAGUAAACUUCGAAAGAUGCAAACAAGUUUGCAAAGAGAAACUGAAUAAGCUUUAGCUAAUGAUACUAAGCUAAAUCAUACCUAUUAAUAUGAGCAAAUUCAAAAUACCUCGAAUGGAGAAGAAUUCAAAGAGGGUUAUUCUUUCAUUGGCAUGAAAUACCAUAGCAAACAGAGAUCAAUACAAAAUUCUAAAUCUGGAAUGAUCUAGCCACAUCAAUAGAUUCAAGAAUAACCAUUAUAAUUAGCAAUGAAUUAAACCUAAAGUAAUUUAAAGCAGUUUUAGCAAGUAUAGUUAAGAUAAGGCUAACCAUAGAACACCAUAAAUACAACCACUAUUCAAAACUAAAGUCUUAGUUUAGCCAAUUAAUCUUAGUUGCAGCAAUUUGUAAACUAGUAAUCUGCUAGCCAAAGAUAGAAUUAUAAAUCAUAGGACAAAAGUGCAGGUCCUGGCUCGGGAGAUGGAGCUCCUCAAGUAAAAUAAAGUUUCUCCUCUACCCCAUAAAAUAGAUAAUUAAAUCAGCAGUAAUAAAUAGUAGGCUAAUAGAAUAAUUAAGAGAUAAAGUAGAUAUUCGAUGUUUAAGGAAAUAGAAAAGUUUAUUAUUUGACCAAGAAAAAUAGAUAGGCCAUUAGCAAUCAUUAAGAACCUGUUCAUAGCUAUGGAAAUUCAGGUUCAACUAACAAUCCUAAUGAUGAUUCCUAACUUUCAAUGGGACUAAGUACUACUUAAAGGUAAAAGAAAAUUGAUUAGACAAGAACUAAAAAAAGUUAGAUGUAGAAAGAGGAUUUUGAUUUACUUAUGCAGCAAUAACAGUACUAAUAGUAAUAGAGAGAAAUGAUGGCAAGGUAUCACUUAUAUAGCAACUAAAAUUCACAAAUGCAGAUGAGUAAUAUCCAGGCUUAAGUAUAUCAAAAGCCUAAAUCAAAUGACAUUGUCAGAUCUUAAAACAGUCCAAGUGCAUAAAAUGCUUAGAUCUAGAGAAUUCCAAAUCAACUCAAUUCUUAAUAUUAUCAACAUCAUCCCAACUCUGGCCAGAUAAACUAUCAUAGCAACAAGAAUAAUUAAAGUGGCUACAAUUUUCAAUUCUAAAAUGAUAUGAGUUCUCAAGAUUUUGAGCUAUAAAAUCCUUAGUUUUUAGGAAGACAUUAAAGUGCUAACCAACAAUAACCCCAACAAUAAAUUGUCAGAAAUAUCUAGCAUUAACAUAACUUUACAUAAAUGCCUACUCAUCAAAUGUAUCAGUUCUCUGAUUCUGAGUAAAUGAUGCUACCUGAGACUCGGUUACCUUAGAACAUGGUAGGAGCUCAACCAUUGAGAAAGAUAACCAAAUAAUAUGAUCAAAGAGGUAUGCUAGUAUAAAAGAACUAUCAUUCUGGAUCAAACUCAAGCAUUUAGCCUUCAUUUUAAAAUUUGAAUGAAAACUUAAAUGAGGCAGGAUAAAUAGAUAUAGAAGAUCACUAUGAAUAAUUAGAAGCUAGUGAUUUAGAGAAUAUGCAAUACAUGAUGAAGUAAGAAAGUGAUUACUCGGCUCCCUAAGUUCUAAGAUAAUACAUGAUGGGAGGAGGUGUUUCAGCUGACUUUAAUUUGGCCAAACUUUAAAACAUAAGGUAGCAGAGUGCAUUUCACUAAAGAUAUGGAAGUUCCUUUUCCCAGCUCAAUAUGUACCCCAAUUUGGAAGGAUAGCACUCAUAGCCUGUUUAUGUGCCUUAGAUUCAAUCAAUUGAAGAUCACAUAAAGAGGACUCAACUGUCUGAAUAAAAAUUAGGAAGAGGCCAUAUGACCUAAUUCUAUGGAAAUAACCCAGCUCUCCAGCAUCAUAUCCAACAUAAAUCAGUGAUAAGUAAUUUCUAAAAUUCAAAUAGUUCACCAAAGACAAUCCACAAUCAACUUGCUUAGUAGUAGGCUCUCAGAAAUUAAUAAAUUAGAUAGGAUGGAAUGAAUGGAAGCUUCGAAAACUUUCUUGACACUGUGUCAAACAAUGAUGAGUAAUAUCUCUAUGGAACUUUAGGAAUCGGCUAAGGAAUGCCAUCAAAUGUAAGAGCUUCAAUUAUAAAUAUGCAAAAUCUUAAAAAUGUACGAGAAAGCUACAGUAAGAAAUUCGCUGAAGAAGUCAAGACAAAUGAGGAGCAGAGACUUGGAAUGAUGAUGAUGAUGGCUAUAGGAAAUAAUGAGUAGGAAUCUCAAACCAGGAAAUAAAAUAAUAGGGGAAGCAAUAGAAGCUAAAACAUAGAUUAGAUGAUAAGAUAAACUAAUUAGUCAAUCUAGAUGUAGAGUAUUGGCUCUGGGAGGAGCAAUGGAUCUGUGUAAAUAAAUAAUCCAGCUGAAACUGAGGUAAUUGAUGCUAUGUAUGAAGAGUGCGAGAAACUAAUAUCAUUAAUUAAAUUUACUUAAAAUCAGCUUGAAAAAUUGAAUAACGACCCAUCCUCUUAUACUAAUUAAGAGAUUGGCUUCACUUCUGCCUAGACUUAAAUAACUGAAGAGAAUUAAGAGAUAGAUAUUGAAUCAGCCAAAUUUCAAAAGGAAUAAGAUUUGAUCUAGUAUAUUUCAAACUUAUCUGAUAAGCUCAAAUUAUUUGGAAGCUAGAAACAGAAAGCUCAGCUUGCAGAGAUGAUAGGAUAUCACAACAUGAUUAACUUGUUGAAUCUCUCUGAUGAAGUAGUGUAUCCCACACUCCUGCUGAUUAAUUUCUUCUGUGAAUCAUCAAUGAAAGUGCAGGAUAACUUAUGCAUCUGUGGAUUCCUCCAAUACAUGAUUAGAUUUAGCAAUCCACUAAAUAAAAGAGAAAUUAUCCUGGAUAUUGGUUACUUCAUUGGAUAGAUAUUCUAAAGCCAAAGCACUGCCUUUGUUGUAUAUUUCUUAUUGAUUGACUAAUUUCUAGUUAUUUAGAGCAAGGAUAUGAUCAUGUUAGCUAUUGAUGCUUAUUAUGUUCUGUCUAAUGAAAAAAUAGAGUAUUUUAGACUGCCCAUCGAGGAUAUCACAAUAUUCUUAUCCAAGUAUCAAAUCAUUGAGAAGAUAACUGCUAUUAUCCCUAAACUAUACCAAGAUAUAGAAACCUCUGAGGUUCUUGUACAGCAAGAACAAAUGCAAAACUAUCUUGAAAAAGCAUUUGACAUACUUCAAAAGAUGAUGAGUGGGCCACAUGAUGUUGUGCAGAAAAUAACUGUUGAUAAAAUCCUAAGAAACACCAUUUGCAAAAUUCUUUAGGAGACAUUAAAUGAUCCUAGUCAUUAAACACUGGAUUUAGAAAAGAAUGAUGUAGUGAAAAUGCUUGUAGAAAUGCUGUAAUUCUUCUUAAAUGAUAUUGACAACAUUUAGCUUUAGCAUCAAGAGGCACAAGAAACAACCUAUGGUAGAAUUAAAUUCAUGAUACUCUUUUCUUCUAAUCUUAUGCUUAUUGAAAAGAUGUCAAAUCAGUUGAUAAGUUUGGACAAGUAAAUUGCCCAAGCAGAUGAAAAUGCUAAGAGAGGAAAGAUACAUCAUCAUAAUAAAAAUAGUUCAAGUGCUCGCAGCAUCAAUAAUAUGGGGAGUUUAGGGUCUUAGAGUUAAUUUGGAGACGCUGAUAUCAUUUUACAAAACAAAAUUUAUUACAAUCAGAGGAUUCAACAAAACGUCCUGAUUAUGAAAGAACUCAUGGAAAUAUUCAAAGUAAUAAAUCCUAAAAUUGAUCCCUAAGUCGAUUUUAACUAGUUAAUUAAGAUAUUCCAGAAACUUUUGAAUACAGCUGAAAAGCAUAACUUUGUGAUUAUCUAAGAAAUAGCUUAAAAUUUGAUAAUCUAGAGUAAAGACAUAAUGGAAAAGAGAACACAGUAACAAUAAACUUUGCAGACUUAGUAAUAAUAGCAAUAAUAACAAAAUAACUUGAACAUUAACUAAUAAUAAAACAUCUCAGAAUAAAACAAUGUCAAGCAAAGAUAUGAUAUGUAAAUGAAGCCAGGGGCUAUGCAGCUUGCCCAAAAUAUGAGGCAGAUUAACAAUGGUGUUAAUUCAACCAGAGCUAAGAGUCCUCUUUUCCAAUGA